This is a messenger RNA of Diachasmimorpha longicaudata, 4275 nucleotides long. RefSeq names its product Protein associated with topo II related - 1 (gene Patr-1). The record is from RefSeq and is a predicted model, not a curated record. Gene Ontology annotation, cellular component: P-body. The coding region runs from base 112 to 2277 and encodes 721 amino acids. The transcript is spliced from 3 exons. Gene Ontology annotation, molecular function: RNA binding. Gene Ontology annotation, biological process: deadenylation-dependent decapping of nuclear-transcribed mRNA; P-body assembly. NCBI's taxonomy places the organism in Eukaryota, Metazoa, Arthropoda, Insecta, Hymenoptera, Braconidae.
CCUCACCCUCAUGAAACCCCACGAGAAUGCAAUCCGCCAUGACAGUUAAUGUCUCUUCCAGCGCUUGACGUUUCCUUGGAACAUGACAUUUUGUAGAUUUAAUUUCAUCAAAUGGCAGACUCUUUUUUCGGAUUUCCAACGUCACAUCCAGGAAGUGGAUUCGACAGUGCAAUAGAUUGUCCUCAAGACGAUGACGAAGUAGGUGAGGAGGAUGAGUACGAUGCCCUGAACGAGGAGACUUUCGGUGAAGAUGCCACCGACGGCGAUUGGGAGCAGGAUCACGAGAAAUUGGCGCAAAUAACCGAGUCAACUCGUCCGUUAGUGCAAACCGCAACCUCCACGAAAAAUGGACUGGACGUGGACAUCGAGGGUAGUUUAUCCCACCUAGUUCUGGACGAGAAGGAUGGAAUUGUCCCUCGUCCAGGUGUCUGGGACAGUCCCACCCUGCCACUGCACCCCCAGCCGCAGACCCAAGCUCACCCCCAGCAACCCCUGCCAGUGGCUUUGAAAUUCGUUCACACUGUUGAAGAGUUGGAACGAGGUCUAAUUCGACCUCCACCAGGUCUAGCAAAGCCACCACAAGCGAUACCAAACGCCCAGGAGCCGAGGAAUCAAUUUAUUCUGGAUUAUGCAGGUCUCAACGACGCUUUACCAGUUAAUUUACGUCAGAACAUCCUAAAUGGCCUCUCCCGACCGAGAUUCCCCCCAGGUCUGACCCUUUCCGGGCCCCAUCCAGUGGUUCUCCCCCCAAACGUUCACCUUUCCAAUCAGUUGCUCCAGAAUGCUCGUCCAAUGAUGUCCCCCAACCAAACGAAUCUCCUCAGAUAUCCAAUUCCCCCUCACCUGAUGUUGAAUCAACGUCAGCCAAUGCACGGAAAUUUCGUGGGAAACUUUCCCCAGGCGAGACCCAAUCUCCCACAGUUCAUAAGACCUGACCAGCCGGUACCUCGCUUCGCUAUUCCACCGAAUCAGCACAACAAUCAGAGAAACCAGAAUAGAAGUCACGGUAAUGAACCACCAGCAACCAAUCUCCAGCCAUUUUUCAAAAGCAAUCAGUACUGGUAUCAGAAUCGUAUCAACCAGAGGUAUAAUCAUCAUCAUCGUCAUCACCACAAUCACCAGAAUGGACUGAACGAUAAUGGAGAGUAUGACGACUACUCUGGACUCAUGAGCUCCAGGGAAAAACAGUGGUUAACCAACAUUCAGUUGCUCCAGCACAAAACCAAUCAGCCUUACGUCGAUGAUUACUACUUCACUGUGUUCUCGGAGAGGCAGAAUAAGAAGAAUGAUAACCAAGACAGCAGGGACAGGAAGCAUAAUAAUAAUGGAUUUGGGAGGGACUCCAGAGAGAAGGAGCAACAUGUGCUCACAAAGGUAGUUUACACGCCGACUCAGUUUGAAAAUUCUCUUGGAAAACUUCAGUGCGGCAGUGUCACAGCACCCAGGAAGAUCAUUGACAUGGAUGUGGUGCCCAAUAGUGAUCCACAGCAACAUCCUCAGCAGAAGGACAUGAAGAAGGCAAGACAACGAUUGCUGGAGAUCGAGAGAUUGUACACGCUACAACUGAAGCUUGAGGACUUGAACAAUCCUCUUGCUCAGUUAGCUGAACAGAUGGAACAGCCCCAGGAGAAUGAGGAGCCCAAGCCACCGAAGAAAACUGCCCCUGAGCUCGUCAACAUCAUGCUCGCGUCCCUCAUUCAACUGUUGCAUGAAGACAAACUCGCUAGCAUUCUCAGUAUUCGGAAGGGGAAAAACCUUUUGUUGAGGUUUUUACCUUUCUUGAGCGUCACGGAAUAUGGGACACAACUUGGCGAACUGUGGAUUGGACUGCUCAGAGGAUUAGCUAUUAUUGGUAGGCGGGAUGCUUAUCUGCUUGUGAAGUUCUUCCCAGAGUUUCACAGGUGGAUCGAGACGACUAGGGAUUUCCGAACUGUUUUGAGAUGCGCCAGGGGAUUCUUGGAUUCUGUCAAUCAGAACAACAGAAUUAAUAAUAGUCUCGCUUUUGCUGUGACCAAUAAGUUCGGAGUCUCGGUGAUUGCAUCGCUCCUGGAGCAAGCUGAAAAUCUCUACCCCGAUGACAAAGCAAUGGCCCAAGAAUGGUCAACGUUCAUUGUCAGUCUAUCUGAGGCUGUUGGGGCAUCGACACCGAGUGUUGCACCCUGUCAGCCAAUCGCCGCUAAUACACUUCACCAGCAUCUCAAGAGAAUUGCCAGCCUCAAAACAGAAAGGUACGAACCACUAGAGUCACUCCUCACAGAUGCAAAUCCAUCGCGAUAGACUGAUUACCUUACUAUAUUUGAAACAAAAAAAAAUCCCCGAGUCAUCUCUUUUCGUUAUGUUGAAAAAUCAUUCUCCAGGUCUUGAGAAAAAUACAAUGGAAUUUUAUUUCCUACUCUGUGUAAUUCAAAUUCACCGUUUGUUCUUCCAUUCUGAGAAUGUACAUAGAAAUGGCUGGUCAUUUUUUGGAGGGGAACAAUGAAAAUUUGUUAGAAUAAAAUAUGUACAUGAAUCGAUAUUCGUCUCGUUCCCCUGAAUCUAAAAGAAAAUACAGGAGAAUGUAAACAAGUACGGAAGAAGUACAACAAUUCGUUAAGGCUGUAGUUUUAUAUUUUUUUUCUCUUCUCGAUUAUCGUGACAUAUUGGCACAGUUUGUUCAUACAAUUUAGUUAAUCGUAAUAUCACAGUUUUUUUUAUCACUCUGUGUAAAUAAUUUUCUCCCCUACGAAUGACAUAACGAGUGAGAUUAAUCGACUCUUUCAUUCAUCCGCGGACACUUACACUUUGAAGGGAUAUUUUUAUUUUGAGGGAAUUACGCAGGAUUUUGAUUUUGGCCGAAAUGUUUUGUUAGUUUAUGUACGUUUUUGCUUUUGUACAUAUGGUCUAAUUUUUUUUUCAUUCUGUAGAGUAAACGAUAAAUGAGAAUGCGAGAAAAAUGUAACUAGUUUAAUGUACGAGGCUAUCAGUUGUAAAAGUUUAAAUGACUAUUAAUUAAAAUUAAUUAUGCUUAUUUGAGAGAUGGAAUGAGAUGAAAUUUCACUCUCACAUUUCAUGUUAUGAUUUUUGGUUAAUCUGGUAGUGAAACUAAAGGACAAAUCGAUUGUAAAUACCACGUGUAUUCGAGAUGAAUUUAAUGAAAUUUAAUACAAUUUUCUUUUCUCAAAGCCCAGAUUGGUUGCGCUGUAUUCUUCUUAAAAUGUAACCGGGCAGAAUGAAAAUUGAGACAAUUAUGCAAAAUCAUAGAUCAAGCGCCGUUUAAAUAGAUUUUUUUUUCCGAGCGCUGUCAGUUAUUGUCUAUUAGGUAAUGACGAAAUGAAUGCUUGCCAAUUUGCAUUUGAUAUUGCAUUCAAAAAAUACAAAAACAAAAAUUUAUUGGAGGUGAUAUUGCACGUGAAAGUAAAGUUUUUUUUUCGAGUGGUACUGUAAAAGAUCAUCUGACGAGAACAAAUAAUGGAAUACGAUUUUUACAUGUCUUAACUCAAACCUAUUUAGUAAUAUGUUAAAAAAUAAAUAGGUCGUUCAGGCAUCGGCGUUGAUUAUUAUGAUAUAUUAAAUACACAUGUAAACUAGUUUAAAUAAACUUGAUAACUUUUUUCACUAUGAUUGUUAUCACCGAAAUAUUAUUGAUAGAAAAAAAAAUGAAAAAGUAAAAAAAAAAUGUGACACGAGAAAUGCCAGCCUGUGGCGAUUGUGGAGUGCUUUUUAUCGUAAUGCAAUGCUCAAUGCAAGCGUAUCAUUUAUAUCAAUGACGUUUAUGACGACUUGAUUGACCAUUUCAUUUAUCUUCCAUUGAAAAAGCUGAAGUCUAUCGAUUUAAUUGUACAUGCAAUGUCAGUGGCACUUUAUCAUUAUUCAGAGAAAAUUUAACGAUCGCGUAUUUGAGUUUAUGACAGUUAUAAUAUUAUAUAUUGUAUUUUUUCUAUUAGAAAUAAUUUUGGUUAGAUAUUUACUUCAUAAUUAAUAUUUUUUUCUAUGAUUUCUUACGCUCAGAGGUAAACAAAAACUGAAAAAUGAUCAAAAAAAAGGGGAAAGGGAUUGAAUAAAUUCGAUGUACUUUUUCCGUACUCUUUGUAACAAUAAUAAAUAUGUUUACUUUUGGAAGGAAAUGAGAGUGAGAUAUAGACGAUUGUACAUUCAUAAUGCUAUCGAGGGAUUAAUUAGAAUGGAACGAACAGCAGUUUUGUCAUUAAAUAUGUAUUGUAUGUACAAAAGAGAAAUGAAAAUUUGAUCAGAUUGAUAAAUUGAAGACGCAAAUAAAUGUUUUGACAUUAUCAUGUA